Molecule: messenger RNA, 1617 nt
Organism: Pochonia chlamydosporia 170
Lineage: Eukaryota; Fungi; Ascomycota; Sordariomycetes; Hypocreales; Clavicipitaceae
Product: cysteine synthase B
Exons: 7
Coding region: 1-1617 (538 amino acids)
Cellular component (GO): cytoplasm
Molecular function (GO): cysteine synthase activity; cystathionine beta-synthase activity
Source: RefSeq, a predicted model, not a curated record
AUGACGGGAAUCAGUCAUCUGAAUGUGUACUCGGGGCCGGACUCGGUGCGAAAGUACUUUGAUCCAGAGUGCCAACCGCCGUUGCCCUUGGUCGAGAUCCCAGAAUGCCUUAAUCCUUAUAGAGCCGACGGGGUGCGUAUCUACGCCAAGAUGAUGUCAAUGCAUCCCGCGACCAAUGUCAAAGUCAUGCCAGCCAUGAAUCUGUUGGAAAAGGGCAUCGAGAAAGGCAAAACCACCACGGUCAUGGAGAGCUCCUCAGGAUCAACCGUCAUCUCAAUGGCAAUGGUCGCACGAGCUUUCCAUGGCAUAAACGAUGUGCAUGCCUUUCUGAGCAACAAGACUAGCGAAACUAAGUUGCGUCUAAUGCAAUUUUUUGGACUGAACGUAACGCUUUUUGGCGGACCAGCCCAGCCAACGCCCAUUGAUGAACGAGGCGGAAUCCGUGCGGCUGCUCGCAAGGCAGCGGAGUCAGAAUCUGUCUGCAGCCCCAAUCAGUACCAGAACGAUGACAACUGGAAAGCCCAUGUCCGCUGGACUGGACCACAGAUCCAUAGGCAGUUACCCGAUAUUGAUGUUAUUGUGGCUUCCAUGGGGACAUCCGGUACCAUGACUGGACUUGGCACAUACUUCAAGGAAGCAAAACCUUCGGUUUACCGACUUGCCGUUUGUACUAAUGCCGGAGAGCGAGUUCCCGGUCCCCGCGAGUACUCCUUGAUGAACGAAGUCAAGUUCCCCUACAAGGCAGCCAUUGACGCUCUAGAGGAAGUUGGGGCAAAGGAAUCAUACAGUCUUUCAUUGGACCUUACCAGGCAGGGCAUUGUAUGCGGGCCAUCCUCUGGCUUCACCCUGCAAGGCCUGUUCCAGCGACUGGAGAAGAAGAAGCAAGAAGGAACUCUUUCGCAAUUGGCCGGUCCCAAUGGCGAAAUCAAUUGCGUCUUCAUUUGCUCGGACCUCCCGUAUCAGUACUUGAACGAGUACUUCCAAAAUCUCGGCCCAGAAAAGUUCAGUCCCGUGAAGAACGAGAGACUUCGAAACGUCGAUCUUUACCGAUACGAUGAUGCUUGGGAGAGGAAGGCCGUCGAUGCGGUGUCCGACUUCUUCACCAUCCAGCCAACAAGUGGCGUCUCUACUGUGCUGUCUCUUGCUGCUGGUGGUUCGGGGGAGCUGGAAAAGUAUCUCGUCGCCAGGCAAAAUACCCAGAUCCUGGAUUUCCGUCGUGCUGCCGAUUUCGACGCCCUCCACUUGCCUAACUCCGUCAAUAUUCCUCUUGAAACUUUGAGAAAUGGAGCGGCUUGUGGCAGUCCCUUCGCCAACCCUGUUGACGACUGUACGAUGCUUGAGGCAUUGUGGUUGGAACUCGACGGUCAUUUCACCACAAAGGACAAGAAUGGACAGAGGAACCCAAGUGCAGAGACAUUGAUGGCCAUUUUGAAGAACAAGAAGGUUCUGACCGUUUGCUACGAUGGCGACAGCGCCAGAGUCGCAAACAGCGUGCUUCGUCACAAUGGAGUUCAAGCGGAAAGUAUUUCGGGAGGUUUCGCGGCUCUGUCCAAAGUUGAGCUACCCAACGCUGGCGCCGCUCAGCAAUCAAGUCACGUCGUAUCCGUUGAAGCCUAA